Molecule: messenger RNA, 519 nt
Organism: Capsicum annuum
Lineage: Eukaryota; Viridiplantae; Streptophyta; Magnoliopsida; Solanales; Solanaceae
Exons: 1
Coding region: 1-519 (172 amino acids)
Source: RefSeq, a predicted model, not a curated record
AUGGCACCGGAAAAUCAACCAACAAUGGGUCCUCCAAUUUUCUCUGGGCAGAAUUACCAUAUUUGGGCCAUUAAAAUAAAGGUUUAUUUGAAGGCUCUCAACUUGUGUGAUGUCGUUGAGAGAGGAGAACCUGCUGUCCAAGAUUUGAGAGACAACGCAACUCUCAAUGAAAUCAAAAAGUAUGAUGAGUUGGUGACUAGAUCUCCAAGAGCUCUCACUUACAUACAUUCAAGUCUUACGAAAGUGAUAUUUACAAGGAUUAUGACUUUUGAGACAGCCAAGGAAGCCUGGUAUAAGCUAAACGAGGAGUUUGAAGGCAGUAAUAAAGUUAAGUCUGUUAAGGUCUUAGCUUUAAAGAGGGAGUUUGAGCUCUUGAAGAUGAAGGAUUCAAAUACUGUGAAGGAAUACUCUUCCACGCUGAUGGAUAUUGUGAACCAAAUAAGGAUACUUGGUGAAAACUUUUCAGAUCAUAAAGUUGUAGAGAAGAUUAUGGUCAGCCUUCCAAACAAGUUCGAAUAA